AUGGCUUCUCGAUUGGUGCGCAGCGCUGCCGGCGCAGCUCCCCUCAUCCGCCCGGCCGUCACCCGCAUGGCUCUUCCUGCCAUCUCGGCCGCCUCGGUCCGUUAUGCGAGCAACGUCCCCGCCGAGGAGCCCAAGAAGAAGGCUCAGAGCAUCAUUGAUGCUCUUCCCGGCAACAGCCUGAUCAGCAAGAGUGCCAUCCUCAGCACCGCCGCCUCCCUGAGCGCCUACGCCAUCUCCAACGAGUACUAUGUCAUGAACGAGGAGACUGUCGUCGCCUUCUGCCUCCUCGCUGUCUGGACUGGCCUCAUCAAGUACGGUGGCCCCGGGUACAAGGCAUGGGCCGAGGCCCAGAACAACAGGAUCAAGAACAUCCUCAACACUGCCCGUGCCGACCACACCGAGGCCGUCAAGGGCCGCAUCAACGACGUCCAGCAGAUGGGCGGUGUCGUCGACAUCACCAAGAACCUCUUUGAGGUCUCUAAGGAGACUGCCAAGCUUGAGUCUCAGGCCUACGAGCUCGAACAGCAGACCGCCAUCGCCGCUGAGGCCAAGGCUGUCCUUGACUCCUGGGUCCGUUACGAGGGCCAGGUCAAGCAGCGCCAGCAAAAGGAGCUGGCCGAGUCCAUCAUCGCCAAGGUCCAGAAGGAGCUCGAGAACCCUAAGGUCCUCCAGCAGAUCCUCCAGCAGAGCGUCGCUGAUAUUGAGAAGAUCGUCUCUUCUAAGACUCAAUAA
Geosmithia morbida is the source of this 732-nucleotide messenger RNA. Its product is annotated as F-type H+-transporting ATPase subunit b. Gene Ontology annotation, biological process: proton motive force-driven ATP synthesis. The transcript is spliced from 4 exons. Bases 1 to 732 code for a protein of 243 amino acids. Gene Ontology annotation, molecular function: proton transmembrane transporter activity. Lineage: Eukaryota; Fungi; Ascomycota; Sordariomycetes; Hypocreales; Bionectriaceae. The record is from RefSeq and is a predicted model, not a curated record.